This is a messenger RNA of Scutellospora calospora, 504 nucleotides long. NCBI's taxonomy places the organism in Eukaryota, Fungi, Glomeromycota, Glomeromycetes, Diversisporales, Gigasporaceae. The record is from the annotation of a GenBank genome assembly.
AUGUAUCAACGACAAAAGCUACAAAAGCAACAACGAUUACGACCACGAGGCCCUUACACAAAAAAGGCAUGCACAAAUUGUCAACAAAGACAUGUAAAAUGUUCAGGAAAAGCUACUUGCGAACGUUGUACAUUAUAUAAAAUUGAGUGUACAUUUAUUGAAUCGAAAAAACGUGGGCCAAAGACGGACAGUAGACUUUUAGAACAGGUCAUUUUUAACGAUUCUGAAAUUGGCUUUAAUGAAACAACUAUACCAUCUUCCGUAAACUUUAAUGCCAUACAGAGUUACGCAUUACCUCUACCAUUUCUACCUGGACAUCAAUUUAGUGCUCAGCGACUAGAAAAUAAUAACAAUUUUAUUCUUGAUCCUAACUUAUAUCAAAACAACCACGCCUCUCAAGAAAUCAAUCAUCAAGAAUAUGACACGGACAGUCGGGAAGAAUGGCUAAGAGUUUUAAACGCGGAUGAUUAUAUAAAACGAGUUUUCAAUUCAUAUCAAAGAUAA